Molecule: messenger RNA, 1221 nt
Organism: Phyllotreta striolata
Lineage: Eukaryota; Metazoa; Arthropoda; Insecta; Coleoptera; Chrysomelidae
Source: the annotation of a GenBank genome assembly
AUGGAACUUCGCCCUUACUCUGAAAUAGUCAAAAAUGCAUUCAACACAGAAAACUACCCGACGAAAACAUCCAGCGAACAGCUGAACACGGAGAAGCUCGUCCUGAGAAAAUAUUUCGAAGCCAGCGAUUCAUCGAAAAACAACCUCCAACACCCGGAACUCCUCAAAGAUAAACACAGACAGUAUUUAAUCAAUAGUACUUACAAACUUUCCUCUGUUUACGAAGUCUUAGACGCUAGUCAACCAUGGUUGUGCUAUUGGAUAACGCACGCCUUGUCCUUAUUAGGUAUCCAGUUAGAGAACACAAGGAAGAGAGCGAUGGCUAGAUUUUUAGCAAAAUGCCAGAGUCCGGAUGGCGGGUUCGGAGGCGGCCCCGGACAAACUCCCCAUUUAGCCACCACUUAUGCAGCCGUAAAUGCCUUAGUAAUUUUAGGUACCGAAGAAGCUUACAACGUAAUUAAUAGAAAGAAAUUACUGGAGUUUUUGUGGCGUUUGAGACAACCCGAUGGCUCAUUUGAAAUGCACGAAGGCGGCGAAGCAGACGUUAGGGGCGUUUAUUGCGCAUUAUCCAUCGCCAGUUUGGCUGGGGUAAUGAAUGACUCGGCCUUGUUCGAAAACAGCGCGGAGUGGGUGGUCAGUUGUCAAACUUACGAGGGUGGUUUCUCGGGGUGCCCGGGAAUGGAAGCGCACGGAGGGUACACGUUCUGCGGAUUGGCUGCCUUGGUAAUUUUGAACAAGAGCCACUUGGUAGAUGAGAAAGCUUUAUUGAGAUGGUUGGUGUUCAAACAAAUGAAAUUAGAAGGGGGUUUUCAAGGUAGAACAAACAAAUUAACAGAUGGGUGUUACUCGUUUUGGCAAGGAGCUGCGUUUCCUUUGAUUUACUCUAUCCUACAUACUGCUGGACAUACACCAAAAACCCAUCUAUUUAGCAGUAGCGCUCUGCAGGAAUACCUUCUAGUGUGCUGUCAAAAUUCAAACGGGGGUCUCGUGGAUAAACCGGGCAAAAACAGAGAUCUCUAUCAUACUUGUUACACGUUAAGCGGACUGUCUGUGGCCCAACAUUUUCUCGAUAAGAUCUGCUUGUUGGGGCACAAAGGAAAUCAAGUGAUGCCCACACACCCUUUAUAUAAUAUUAGGCCUGAUCACGUUCGCAAGGCUUUGCUGUACUUCAGCCAAUUCCAAUUCCCACGUUCACCUACUGACGAGACCGAACGCACUUGA